Anthostomella pinea is the source of this 441-nucleotide messenger RNA. Lineage: Eukaryota; Fungi; Ascomycota; Sordariomycetes; Xylariales; Xylariaceae. The record is from the annotation of a GenBank genome assembly.
AUGGCAGACUGUAUUCUCCGAACUCAGUCUGCGCCCGCACAAGGUAGAAUCCUGUUGGUUCUUUACAACACAUUACGGAAGCUGAUUAACUGCAUCUGGGAGCUCGAACACUUUGACAAUAAGAAGCUCGCAAAGUACAUGAGAUGCCUUUUGAAGGUCACUCUUCCCUUGGAGCCGAACCUUCCUUUGAAGGUCAUCGAGGAAACCUGUGACAUUGUCAAAGAGUCAGCAGGCAAACGGGAGUCCUUCCCAUCGUUCGAGCUCGAGUGGUUGGCGACCACAGCGUUCAACCAUGGUGUCGAUCUUUACGGCAUCAACGAAGACGAACUUAGCCAGAAAUGGGUUGCUCAUGCGUUCACUUUGGCUCAUCACCAUCAAGACGGUGGCGACCUUCAGAGACAGCUGCAGGAGGCGUAUACGAAACUCCAGUGGGGACCUUGA